Molecule: messenger RNA, 2722 nt
Organism: Carassius carassius (crucian carp)
Lineage: Eukaryota; Metazoa; Chordata; Actinopteri; Cypriniformes; Cyprinidae
Gene: nek12
Product: NIMA-related kinase 12
Exons: 4
Coding region: 479-1942 (487 amino acids)
Biological process (GO): protein phosphorylation
Molecular function (GO): protein kinase activity; ATP binding
Source: RefSeq, a predicted model, not a curated record
UCUGCGCAAAUGUGCCCAGCAAUGAUGCUCGUGAACAACACAACACCGCAGACCCAUGACCACCUGCUUUUGUGGAAGGAGCAUCGAUCUUAUCGCAUUAAAGAUCAUUAAAAUGUUUAAAGUUGUCGGUUUUGCGCAUUUGUGUUUUAAAUUACGCAUGACUCAUUUAAAUUAAGUAAUAAAUUCGCCUUUAAGCAGCUAAUGCUCGGAACGAAUCAGAUUUCCGUUGGCUGAGAAGCAGCUGUUACCAUAGUAACAUAAAGACAACACAGCCGCCGCCUUCUGCUCGUGACACAUCGAGUUAUCUUAAAAAAAGGCCUUAUUUAAACUCGUUUUGGUCAAUAAGGCAUGAUGACCCACAGACAGACCAUUUCUUAUCCAGAAGAUAAGUUAGCCAUAAUCAUGUCCAGCUCUUAAUGGGACGAAUAAAAUAUUUCUACCAGCAGCAAGGGAACAUGUUUGGUGAUUUGAUAGUGUCAUGGAGAAAUAUGAUAAAGUCCUGACUCUUGGCAGAGGAGGAGCAGGUGUGGUGAUGUUAAUGAAAGAUGUCGAGACAAAGAAAUUACGUGCGGUCAAGAGAAUCCAUGUGGACAGUUCCCAAAAAACAAAGAGCAAAGAUGCUGUGUUGCAAGAGGCAGAUAUUCUCAAGAGCUUGAAGCAUCCUCAUAUUAUAACAUGGAUUGACACUUUCUUUGACACGGCUAAUGAGCAUAUUUACAUUGUUAUGGAUUAUUGUGAUGGUGGUACGCUGGAUGACCACAUUAAAGAGCAGAAGAGCGGGGAAUACUUUGCAGAAUGCAAAAUUAUGGACUGGUUUGUGCAAGUAGUCAUGGCCGUCAGUUAUAUCCACUCUGAAAAGAUCCUUCACAGAGAUAUCAAGCCUUCCAAUGUGCUGUUGACCAAGAGAGGUGUGAUAAAGCUCGGGGAUUUUGGAAUAUCAAAGAUUAUGAACCACACGCUCGAUAUGGCCUCCACUUGUGUGGGAACCCCCAGUUAUCUGAGUCCUGAACUCUGUCAGGACGUCCCGUACAGCACUAAAUCUGACAUGUGGGCUGUUGGCUGCCUGCUGUAUGAGCUCUGUGCCCUCAAACCAGCAUUUGAAGCUAAAAAUCUCCUGAGUCUGUUUUACAAGAUCAUAAAAGGAGAGUAUGUCAAGGUCCCAGAGAGGUAUUCAGAAGACAUUCAUACAUUAAUCGAGAAAAUGCUGUCCUUGGUUCCCGAGAAUAGACCGAGUGCGACCAGCAUACUUAGCCUGACAUAUAUGCAAGAACAUCUGGGAAACUUCAUCACGCAUCAGGAGAAAGAACUUACAAAGGUGAAUGCUGAAUCCAGACCUCAAACAAAAGAAGAUCUUAAUCUAGAAAUGGCAUCGAUGGAAAGCAGAACAGAUAGCGACAAGACGCUACAAGCAGAGACAUCAUGCAGUGCUGAGGAGGAAGUGGCCCUUGAAGGAGCAGAGUCUGAUUAUUCAGAGGACUUUGACGAACAUGAUAGCUGUGCAUCCUCAGAGGAUGCUUCAAGAGCAGACGUGUCCUCCAGUCUUGCCAAUGUGGUUGAAGAGGCAUUUGAGGAAUCUAGUGUUGUGUUUGAAGACGAAGACAUCUCUGACUAUCCAGAUGACUUUGAAGAAGCUGAUGAUGAUGAUGACCUGGCUGAGGUGGUCAGCUUCGCCAGAGAUGCCAUGAACUGUGUUUCAGAGAAUGACGUGUUUGAUGUGGAACUGGAGCUCAAGGAUGAAGACGGUUUCUCUGUCACAAUGAAAAUGUUAAAAGAGAGAUACAUGGAGGAUGUUGGAGUCUCAGUUUAUGAGGAAAUCAGUGGGCACUUUCUAAAUGGCCUCACGCCAGAAGACCUGCUGCCACAAUUCCAGCACAUGAUUGGGACAGACCAUCUGGAGACCUGCUACCUCAUUUUCAACCUUGACCAAGAGACCACAUGCUGAAUCAUGUCUGUUCAAUUUAGAGAAAAUCAUUCUCUAAUGAUGAGUCACUCUUUAAUGAUGAACCCCAGAAAAUGAUGGAAUUGUAUGAAGCAUACAGCGUAUUUUAAAUACAGAAUUUUUUUUAUAUAUGUAAUCAUAUAUAAAUUAUAAUUAAUAUUUUGAAAUAGUGAGGACUUAUAGAUAUUUGACAUCAAGAAAAUGGGACGUUUAAAACUCCUUUGAAAGUGUUACCUUGUAUAACCAGAAGGUGGCACUCUAUAGUAAGAAAAUGUGUGGUGUUAAAAUACCAGUCCAGAAAAUGAGCACAUCAGUCUCCCAUAUCAACACUUAUAGUAACAUCACAAGGACUGAAGUAUAAAACGGCUGCCUUUUAAAUGUACUAUAUUUUAAAUACUAAAAUUAAUUAUAUCAGUGGCACCCAGUCGACUACUUUUUCAAGCGAUUCAACCCAUUUUUCUGCCUAGAGCUGAGAAAUGAUCUUUUAACAUAGCCGUUAAACAAUGCUUGUAAAUGUGAAAGCCGUGAGGAAUAUCAUGUGAACAUUUCCUGCUGUGAUUUCACUCCACUAUUGCAAUGUAAAACAGAAGACAUUUGCUGAAUUUGUAAAUUGAUGGGCCACAGCUGCAGUUGUUUUCCACUUAAGGCGUUUUCCCUUAAACUUGUCCAGAUUAUUCCAACAGAGAAUUAGAGACAGAUAAACUGCCAUGUGUAACUGUAUGAAUGACCCUGCAUUAUAUAUCAUUUCAGAAUGUUCACGAUCUUCCUCUAGAAGAAAGUGUG